This is a messenger RNA of Schistosoma mattheei, 468 nucleotides long. Lineage: Eukaryota; Metazoa; Platyhelminthes; Trematoda; Strigeidida; Schistosomatidae. The record is from the annotation of a GenBank genome assembly.
AUGUUAAGAAUAUAUAAUUGGUUGGCAAGAUGCAGUUUAUCGCCAUAUCACUUCGCAUUGAGAUUUUACUCUAAAAAUCAGUGGCUUUUCAGUGAAUGUGACCUGUCUGAAAUGUAUGUACUUGGAAGUGGUCCAGGUGGUCAGUCAAUUAACACGACUGCCAAUUGUGUGGUCUUAAAACACAUUCCCACAGGUAUCAUGGUGAAGUGUCAGGAUAGUAGAGAGCUGGAGAGAAAUCGCGAAUUAGCGCGUCAAAGAUUAAAUGAUAAAUUAGAUGUACACUUUAAUGGGGAAAAUAGCCGAAUUCAACAACUUCGUCAUCGAGAAAAGUCGAAAGAACAUCAACUUUAUCUACGGUCUAAAAGACGUCUUGCUGCAAAACAAGCGUUUAAAAGUACUGUAGGUUUGACAAAAAACAGUUUGUUGAUUCAGAAUGAUGUGAAUAUCGGUUUAAAAUAUGACACCUAG